Molecule: messenger RNA, 1630 nt
Organism: Humulus lupulus (European hop)
Lineage: Eukaryota; Viridiplantae; Streptophyta; Magnoliopsida; Rosales; Cannabaceae
Product: protein SENSITIVE TO PROTON RHIZOTOXICITY 2
Exons: 1
Coding region: 107-1615 (502 amino acids)
Biological process (GO): response to acidic pH; response to aluminum ion
Source: RefSeq, a predicted model, not a curated record
AAAGGCUAUCAUCUUCAUAAGCUUAAUUUUCUUGAUCUCUCUUUCUUUCUAUAUAAUCCACAAUAAACCAGCUGAAAAUCCAUUUCAGCUCAUAUACUUAUAUAUCAUGAUGAAUAGUAAUAUCACAAGAUCAUCAUCAUCUUGUUACACCAAUUUAUUAUCACCCGACGAUGAAGAUCAAAUCACAGGUAGUUUGUCUCUUCAAAUGUACUCCAAUAAUGUCAACAAUGGUAAUAUUCCAUCUUCUUCUUCUUCACUCCCACCGCCUCAUGACCAUGCUCAGACCGAUCAUCACUACUCAACCACCACCACCACCACCACCAGCCUCAGCUCAAUUCUCUACACUCUUUCCAUUCUCAAACACAAGGUCCAGCAGCUUCAAUCUCUGGCCGCCAUCCUUCUUUCUCCGCCGCCAGCCGCCGAUGAUGAUCAGCCUGAAGCAGCAGGCUCCAUGGCCAUAGCCGCCGGCGUGAACAUGUACAAUGCAAUCCAAGAUAUCAUUGCAGCUUCCUCUUCUAUGAUGGUCACUUUUCAACAGAUGGGGAUUUUGUCAACCACGGCCUCUACCACAGAUCAUAAUAACAUUAGUAAUACUAUUCAAGAUCAAUGGCAGCAGCGUCUUAACAAGGUGAUCAACAAUCCUCAACCAAAUUUCUAUUCUAGUAGUGAAACUGUUUGGUUCGGUACUAGUGGUCAGGAUCAUCAUCAUCAUCAUGAGAUCUACAACAACACUACUACGACUACUACCAAUACUUCUUCUUCUAUUGAUAAUAAAGAUGUUAUUAACAAUACCACAAGUAAUACUAGUAGUCAAGAUCAUCGAAUCAUGACCCUUCAAAGUAGAGAUCAAAGGGUGGAUCAUCACCAAAACAUGACUAGUUGUACCUUAUUUCCUAGUGAUACUACUACUACUCCUCUAGUUCUAAAGAGUGGAACAAAACGGUCAAAGAAUGAGAAUGAUGAUAAUAAUAAUCACUUCGACAUAGUUGAGUUGGAAGCUGCGGAUUUAUUGGCCAAAUACACACACUAUUGUCAAGUUUGUGGGAAAGGUUUCAAGCGAGAUGCCAACUUGCGCAUGCACAUGAGGGCUCAUGGAGACGAGUACAAGACUAGCGCAGCCCUAAGCAACCCCACCAAGAACAAGAUUAUUAACAAUACUAUCAUGAUCAGUAGUAGUGGUUGUAGCAGCGAUUGGAUUAAUCAUAGUAAUGGUAUGAUGAUGAGUUUGCUGCCUAAGAAGUACUCGUGUCCACAAGAAGGGUGUAGGUGGAACAAGAAGCAUGCCAAGUUCCAACCUUUGAAGUCGAUGAUUUGUGUGAAGAAUCACUACAAGAGGAGCCAUUGCCCUAAGAUGUACGUGUGCAAGAGGUGUUCUAGGAAGCAAUUCUCUGUGUUGUCUGACUUGAGGACUCACGAGAAGCACUGUGGGGAUCUCAAGUGGCAGUGCUCUUGUGGGACAACUUUCUCUAGGAAGGAUAAGCUUAUGGGGCAUGUGGCUUUGUUCGUCGGACACACUCCUCUCACCAUCGCCUCUUCUUCUACUUCUCGCUCUCGUCAUCAGAUCACUACUCAGCUUCCUCAUGACCAUAAUAUGAUAAAGAUGAUGGACCAGUAAGAUUGAUCAUAUAUA